Pseudozyma flocculosa PF-1 is the source of this 1545-nucleotide messenger RNA. RefSeq lists its product as uncharacterized. Bases 1 to 1545 code for a protein of 514 amino acids. The transcript is spliced from 2 exons. NCBI's taxonomy places the organism in Eukaryota, Fungi, Basidiomycota, Ustilaginomycetes, Ustilaginales, Ustilaginaceae. Gene Ontology annotation, molecular function: transmembrane transporter activity. Gene Ontology annotation, cellular component: membrane. The record is from RefSeq and is a predicted model, not a curated record. Gene Ontology annotation, biological process: transmembrane transport.
AUGGCCAUGGAUCUGGUUGACAAGCGAGUCGACGUCCUGGCCAAGAUGCCCGAGGAUGUCGACAAAAUCGGCGGCAAGCCCCGGAUCCUGCCGGUCGUAACGCUGCAGGACGGCUUGGAAGACUGCGACGAGGAUCUCGCCAUCGACGCCGAGGUCGAGAGACGCCUCGUCCGCAAGAUCGACCGACACAUUCUCCCGUGGAUCUGCGUGGCCUACCUCUGCAACUACCUUGACCGCGCCAACCUGGGCAACGCCAAAACGCUCAGCAACGACGUCCCGGGCGCGUCGCUCUCGUCGCGCAUCGACCUCGGCGGCACGCGCUACUCGACGCUGGUCGCCCUCUUCUUUGUCCCCUACGCGCUCAUGGAGGCACCGUCCAACUUCUUCCUCAAGCGCUUCACGCCGUCGAAAUGGAUCGCGAGGAUCAUGGUGAGCUGGGGCAUCGUCACGGCGUGCCAGGCGGCCGUGGUCAACUACGCCGGCCUGGUGGCGUGCCGCCUGAUGCUCGGCCUCGCCGAGGCCGGAUUCUACCCGGGGUGCAUCUUCUACCUCACCUUCUGGUACCGGCCCGAGGAGCGUGGACAGCGCAUGGCCAUCUUUGCCGCCUCAGUCGCCGUGUCCGGUGCGUUCAGCGGACUCCUCGCCACCGCCAUCUCCUUCCUCAACGGCAAGGGCAGCCUGUUUGCGUGGCAAUGGCUCUUCAUCCUGGAGGCGAUUCCAGCCGUUGUCGUUGGCGUCCUCGCCUUUUUCUGGAUGCCCGACUACCCGUCCACGGCGCGCUUCCUGACGCCAGAAGAGCGCCGGAUCGCCGAGGCCAGGCUGGGUCGGCAUGCGCCCAAGGGCUCCGAUCGCACCGUCGACUGGCGCGUGCUGCGGGCGACGGUGGUCGACGUCGACUUCUGGCUGUUUGCCGUGGCCUACUUCUGCAUGACCAAUUCGCUCAACGCCGUUGGGUUUUUCCUGCCCAGCCUCGUUGCUAGCCUGGGAUUCUCUGGCUGGCGCGGGCAGGCCAUGACGGUGCCUCCCAACGUGUUUGGCGCCAUCAUCAUCCUCGUCAACGCCGUCUGGUCCGACCGGCGCAAGGAGCGCUGCGUCCACGCCCUCGGCGGCCUCGUCGUUGUCGGCGUCGGCUACAUCCUCUUGGCGUCGACCUCGUCCGUCGCCCCUCGCUUGGUUGGUGUCUUUUUCAUUUCGGCCACCAAUGCCGCCGUCAUCCCCUUUCUUGCCUUCCGGCUGUCGACCAUUAGCGGCAGCACCGCCACGGCUAUCGCCUCGGGCGCCACCAUCGCCUUUGCCAACAUCGGCGGCAUCACGGCGCCCUACCUGUUCAAGGCCGACGAGGCGCCCUUUUACCCGACGGCCAACUACGCCAUCUUUGCCAUGCAGGUGCUCGCCGCCCUCAUCAUCCUCGUCCUGUGGUACCGCCUCGGCAGCUCGGCGCUGUACCGGGUCAAAGGCUGUCGUGCAGAGGAGGGCGGCGGCAGGGGUGGCGACAGCGACGGCAAUGGAAUGUCAGGAAAAGGGACCGGUCAGCUAGCACCAUAA